This is a messenger RNA of Sinocyclocheilus grahami, 1501 nucleotides long. RefSeq names its product finTRIM family, member 1 (gene ftr01). The record is from RefSeq and is a predicted model, not a curated record. Gene Ontology annotation, molecular function: protein binding; zinc ion binding. The transcript has 6 exons. The coding region runs from base 38 to 1501 and encodes 487 amino acids. NCBI's taxonomy places the organism in Eukaryota, Metazoa, Chordata, Actinopteri, Cypriniformes, Cyprinidae.
CGUAUGUGCGUCUCUGUUUGUAUGUACAUCUAUUAAAAUGGCAGAAGCCAGUUUUUCUCAGGACCAGUUCAGCUGCUCAGUGUGUCUGGAUCUCUUGAAGGAUCCAGUGACUAUUCCCUGUGGACACAGUUACUGUAUGAGCUGUAUUACAGACUGCUGGAAACAGAAGAGAGUCUACAGAUGCCCUCAGUGCAGACACACCUUCACUUCAAGACCUGCUUUAUGUAAGAAUGUCAUAAUUGCUGAGAUGGUGGCGAAACUGAAGACGACAGACUUACAAACAGCUGAACCUGGAGAUGUGGAGUGUGACGUCUGUACUGGGAAGAAAUACAAAGCGGUCAAGUCCUGUGUGGAGUGUCUGAACUCUUACUGUCAAAGUCAUUUUGAACAACAUGAGAAUCUCUUUAAAGACAGGAGACACAAUCUGAUGGAUCCCAUUAGACGACUCUGCCCAAAACACAACAAACAACUGGAAAUCUACUGUCGUACUGACCAGCAGUUAAUUUGUUUUCCGUGUUUGAUUGACGAACAUAAAAACCAUGACACUGUAACAGCUGAAGCAGAAAGGACAGAGAAACAGAGGCUUUUGGGAGAAACACAAAGAAAAUUCCAGCAGGGAAUUCAGGAGAGACAGAAUCAGCUCCAGGAGCUGAGAGACGCUGUGAAGUCUCAUAAGGCAGCAGUAAGUGCUUAUUGUGAUGCGCAAGCAGCAGUGGACGACACUGAGAGGACCUUUACUCAGCUCACCCGCUCCAUUGAGAGAAGCCGCUCUCAGGUGAUACAGUUGAUCAGAGCUCAGGAAGAGGCUGCAGUGAGUCGAGCUGAAGGACUCUUACUGCAAUUAGAACAGGAGAUUGAUGAUCUGAUGAGUACAAAUGCUGAACUGGAGCAGCUUUUACACACAGAUGAUCACGUCCAUUUCCUGCAGUGUGUGUAUAUCAGUAUCAUACAAGAGCAUCAGCCAAGGACCAGGGAACAGUUCCUUCAGUAUUCAUGCCAGCUCACUCUGGAUUCAAACACAAUGAAUCGAUUCCUCCGCCUGUCUGAAGAGAACAGUGUGGCUACUUGCACCGACACACCCCAGCAUUAUCCUGCUCACCCAAACAGAUUUGAUGGCUGUGUGCAGGUGUUUUGUAAAGAGGGUGUGUGUGGACGCUGUUAUUGGGAGGUUGAGUGGAGUGGGAGAAAAAGUGUGUGUAUAUCAGUAUCAUACAAGAGCAUCAGCAGGAAGCAAUUGUUUGGAUUUAAUAAUCAGUCCUGGAGUUUGUUCUGCUCUUCCUCCAGUUACGUAUUCAGGCACAAUAACAUAAAGACUGAGCUCCCUGUGUCCUCCAGAUCCUCUAGAAUAGGAGUGUAUGUGGAUCUCUGUGUAGGAAUUCUGUCCUUCUACAGCGUCUCUGACACAAUGAGCCUCAUCCACAGAAUCCAGACCACAUUCACUGAGCCUCUCUGUCCUGGGUUUGGGUUUAGUAGUGGAUCAUCAGUGAAACUGUGUAUAUGA